Messenger RNA from Xiphophorus maculatus (southern platyfish), 1189 nucleotides. It is a transcript of the gene arpp19a, whose product is annotated as cAMP regulated phosphoprotein 19. Gene Ontology annotation, molecular function: protein phosphatase inhibitor activity. The record is from RefSeq and is a predicted model, not a curated record. The transcript has 3 exons. Gene Ontology annotation, cellular component: cytoplasm. Bases 192 to 545 code for a protein of 117 amino acids. Lineage: Eukaryota; Metazoa; Chordata; Actinopteri; Cyprinodontiformes; Poeciliidae.
GCGCGUGGUGUCUCCGCCGCAUGUGACGUAGAAUAUUUUGUACGGGAGCGAGCCUUUUAGCAGCCCUGUGUUGGUGUUGGAGAGAGAGGGGGGUUAAAAAAAAAUUAAAAAAAAGUCAGCGCAGCUAAUUUCACGAUCGUUUGUGAACCAAGUGGGCAGUUGCCUUGGUCGAGCUGAAGGCUGAUUUAGACAUGUCGGAGGACAACGACGAAACCCAGACCGCAGAAGAGACACCGGUGGAGGAGGAGACGGAGUCACAAGACAAGGUGAUUAGUCCAGAGAAGGCAGAAGAAGCUAAGCUGAAGGCCAGGUACCCAAACCUGGGGCACAAACCCGGAGGUUCUGACUUGCUUCGCAAACGCUUGCAGAAGGGGCAAAAAUACUUUGACUCUGGCGAUUACAACAUGGCUAAAGCGAAGAUCAAGAACAAGCAGCUGCCAACAGCUGCGCCGGAGAAGACGGAGAUCACAGGGGACCACAUCCCCACCCCCCAGGACCUGCCCCAAAGGAAACCCUCCCUUGUGGCCAGCAAGCUGGCCGGCUGAUCCGCAUGCGUCCUUACGACUCCCCACCCCCUCAUUCUCCAUGACCCUGCUCCACCCGAGCCUCAGAGCUGUAACAUUACCCACUCAUGCACCCCGACCCUCUUUCCACUCCACACCAGCCUGGACAAACCCAAACAGAACCAAACGGUCAGCAAAGUGGCCGGCUGAUGGCUUCUUAUCGUUUUUCAUUUCAGCCUUUUCUGGUCGAGUCCCUUCUGUUUUCCCCACUUGCCCUUUUUCUUUCCCCCUUCUUAUAUUUUCAGUCUACUUCAUGUAAGAUACAGAGAGAGCGUGUUGGUUGGUCUGUGGCGUCCCUUUGGACAGUAGGACUACUGAGUUAGGACGGGCGAGCCGCAGAAGCUGCAACACGCAGCUCUAGCGUAAAGUUCAGGGUUCCUCAGAUGAAGAUGAUUUAUGCCUGUAGCUGUACGCCUGUAUAUAUUUGUCCAUGUUUGGCACAGGGACGAGACGAAAUCAGCCCGUUCAGAACAUUUGACAUCCGAUCGGCGAAUCUUUCCGUCUGUAUGUUUGCGGGACGAAACCCUCCGACCCGGAGGGAAAUCUUUUGUUUAGACCAGGGGUCUCAAACUCUCGAGGGCCGGUGUCCUGCAACUUUUAGAUGUGCCUCUGCUGCACCACACCUG